Molecule: messenger RNA, 2454 nt
Organism: Notolabrus celidotus (New Zealand spotty)
Lineage: Eukaryota; Metazoa; Chordata; Actinopteri; Labriformes; Labridae
Gene: shisa4
Product: shisa family member 4
Exons: 5
Coding region: 367-1002 (211 amino acids)
Source: RefSeq, a predicted model, not a curated record
UUUGCACUUCAGGGCCACCGUAAUAAUGAGGUGAAACACUGAUGACACACAGUGUAGUUAAUUCAGAGCUGUAUUUCGUAAAAGAUUACAUGUAAUGAACACUAAAACAAAUGUAAGACUACUGAAAUAUAACCGAUUUACAUAUUUCCCGCGGUUUCAGGAGGUACGUGAAGGCACCGCCGUCCGGGUUCAGCGGCGUCACACGAGAUGUGUCAUUUCAAGGGAUAAAUUACCGAGCGUCAAAGCCGUGCUGUCCUGCGCUGUACCCGAGCCUGGAUCAUGGCUGAUAGCGACCGUUAGCCUGUUUUUUUCUUCACCGAUGAAAACAGCUCCUCUGUGAAUCACCUCGCUCGGUUUGUUUUGGGGAUGGGGCUGAUUGGUUUUCCAGCGGGCAACAUGUCCCUCCUCGCGCUGACUUUGGCGCUGCUCACCGUCGUCCUCUGCACCUCUCAGGUCAGUGGGAACGAGGACUGUCUGUGGUACGUGGAUAAAAACGGCACCUGGCACAACGGCUUCGACUGCCCUCUCAUCACGUUCUGCUGUGGAAACUGCCACCGGCGCUACUGCUGCCUGGACGCCUUCAAGAUGAUCACAGAGAGGGAACAGAAACGCUGUAUGCUGUUCCAGUUCAGUCCCACCACUUUAGCCGGCAUCGCCUCCUCCAUCCUCCUGUUUGUGGCCAUCAUAGCCACCAUGGUCUGCUGCUUUAUGUGCUCCUGCUGUUACCUCUACCAGAGACGGCAGCAGAGAGGCCGGACACCUUAUGAUGUCCAACAGAUCCCCAUGGCCAGCUAUCCAGUAGAGCCAAUGUAUGACGCUUAUGGAAAACCAUUAGGACCCUCUGAGUAUGCACAUCCAGGUUACCCAAUGGCCCCGCAGUACCCUGGUAUGCCCCCACAUUACCCGAUGAUGCAGCCUGGACAUUACCCACCACACAUGAUGGAUCCUGCAUACAGCCAGGCCCCUCCACCCUACUCUCCACCUCAGUAUCCCGGUCAUUGAUGGGCUGGUCUACAAACACACACACACACGCACACACACGCACACACACACACACACAGUGGCGAGAACAUCAGCUGAGGGAAAUGACUGUUUCAAACGAAGAAGGCCGCGACACUCUCUCAAACACACACACUCAAAUAAAAACUACCGCUUGACUGGCAGUGGUUCACCUGUCAAAGAGGACAGGAGGCACUUUUUAUUUGUUUUCUGUUUAUUUUCUUCACAAUGUUGUACUUCUUCUCCAGAGUAAAUGCGUAUAAUUCUGUUCUGCAACUUGAUGCUUGGUUACGCCCAUUUUGUUUCACAGAGAGCAUCGCACUGUCCCAAGAAUGAGGAGGUAUCCUGUUGGCAUUCCAGUUCUGUGUCGCUUUGACCCACUCACUUCAAUGACCAGGUGUUUCUUAAAGGCAGGUGUGAUCUAACAGAAAGAAAGGGUCUCGAGGGAUUUACAAAAUAAGAAUGCACUCUCUUUUUAUUCUGUAAAGGGAACAAUGCAAACAAUUUAGUUUUCAAAAAUUCCAAUAACUGCCUGAGGCUACAUUCCAGAUCAUCUUGGUCAUUGAUCUGCUCUCUCCAAAUAUCACUAUGUUCUUAUUCCUAAUUGGGUUUUUUAUUUCCUUUUAUUGUAAUUGAGGCUUCAGCGAAAAACAAAUCGCAUGUUCAGUUACAAAGGUGAAAUAUACAGCUCAAAGGCAGUGCUUAACUGUCUCAAUUCUCCUCAGACGGCCCAAAGGAUUUCACAGUCCUCCUUUUUUAGUCUCUCGUUAGUUUACACUUUGACUUCUUUUUCUGUAUCUGACUCCACUACUUUACGGUUGUAUAAUAGCUGCACCAUUGUAAUGUAACAUUUCAAUGUCAGCAUGCUCCUCCCUGUCAAAGUAAGGUGUCCUCUCAUGCUUCUUUUCAGGUUUUAAAUGAAUCAGAAAUCAAUCUUUAUAUUACUUCCAUACUGCCAGGUAGGAUGUUCUAUGGUGAAAUUUAUGUUCAGUGUUUAUUUGUUGUAACAUAUCAGGUUAUGAAAGCUGCAGGUGAAGCGGCUUGAUUAUUACAAGUGUCCCGCCUUACAAUAAAUAACCAUGAGGUGAAAAAGAGAUUAACUAUUUAAAUACAUAUUUUGUAAAUCUGUUUUUUCAACUAAAUAUUUUAUGAUAUUGUAACAAGUUAUGUUCAAUGUAUUGUUAUUGUAACAUAAGAUAUGAGGUUUAGCAUAUUGACAUUGUUUCAUUAAUGUAUUUAUUAAUAUACUGUACAUAUUGAGGGUACCUUUAACUAUGAACUUGUUUUGAACUUCUGGACAAGCUACAAAGCCAAAAAUCUCUCAUUUGGGAAGAUCGAUACCUGGCUAAUAGCUGUAUGAGAAACAUGAAACUAAGCUAGGUGUUAGCUGGAGGAAGCAGCCAGUUAGCUUACUUUAACAACCAGCUAAAGGGAAAUAAAGUAUGUUAACUGUAA